CUCAGUUUUAAACAAACCAUGAUCGAAUAUUGGUGUCAAUAAUAGUGAAAUAUUAAGAAUGAAUAAAGAAGAAGAAGAGAAGAGUCGACCGUCGUCACGGCGUAACUCGGUUAGCCUGUCUCGUCGUAGUAGUGUCGACAAAACAGUGCAUUCAACAAACUCAACACCAAAGAAAACUCAAAAGUUUGACUUUGUCGUUACGGGAAAGCAGAUAUUAAAAAAAAGUGACAGAGCUCAAUCCCUUCCUGGUGGUUUGCGGCGACAGUCAGCUGAUUCGUUGAGAAAGAAAAUCGAUUCGCCAAAGAGAAUUCAAACUAAAAGUCGUGACGCAUCGUUGGAUGAUGAUAUGUCUUUGGAUUUAUCUCAGGUGUCAGAUUUCGAGGAUACCAAUUCAAAAUAUGGUGUGAAAAAAUUUACAACAUCAACACCUAAGAAGGUGCACAGGCGGCUUAUUCAGAGUGUGCUGACAGACAAGCACAACAAAUCACUUGAAUCUCGGAGCAAGGAGAGCUCGUUCAGUCGGGACAGCAAAUCCAGUCUUGGUGCUUACAGACAUACAAUGAGCACAGAAAUGGAAUGCUCAUCAGCAUCACCUGGCUCUGCUCCAUCAUCCACUGACAGCGUGCAUGGGUUCCCACCGGACACGUUAAUGUCUUCAAGAAGUCAGGAUCUGCUGGACAGCUGUUGCGUUAGUACGUGGCAGGAAUCUGAUCCCAAGCCAACUGGAGAAUGGAGCAAUUUUUGGGCUAAUUACAAUAACUCUUUAGCCAGGGUUCCUAUAAGCCGAUAUUAUGACCAAUGUCCCACACCGUACCGUACUGAGGACUUUGAACUCACGGAUUUUGAUCUCUCGAAUGAAGGCUUAAAACGCUCACCUGACGACAUAACCAACAUAAAUUACAUAAUUCGCAACGAAGGAUUACACCUUACCCCACGUGAAACGCAAAAUAUCAUUAAAUGUACACACAUUUUAGGGAAUGUCCUCACAAAAGCGAUAGAAAGGCAAUCCAAAGAAAGUCAAAAAGCAUUUCCUGAACCUAUCAUAGAUCUUGAAAAAGAUUUAAAGAAGAAAUCAAUGUCGUUAAAUCUGAAGGAGACAGUGCUACCUCUAGAAGUGAAAGAAGAGAAGACAUGGGAGUCUGUGCCGACACAGACCGACAUUUCGCUGCCGAACACCAAGAGUGCGCCGAAGAUUUUUGAAAAAAUUCUUCGUCAAUUGUCAAAAUCAUCACUCGAAGAAAAGGUGAUAAGUGAAACUCCGGAAGAAAGUCAGGAGACGAAAAAUGAGGAAGUCAAAGAGACAAAUUAACUUAAAAUGUAAAGCUGAAGAAACAAUCUCUGAGGAUAUUUUUUUAAUAUUACUAUACCCAUUUGUCAAUUACCAUUCUUAUCAUAUCUUGUCAAUUAAACACAAAUAGAGAGAGAUAUUCUGAGAUGGCUAUUUCAAUCGCUUGCCACCUGUUAAAUUUGAUGACCGACGCGACUUAAUGUUAGUUCCAACAUUAUGUGGAUAUGUCUUCGUGGUCAGGUAUUCCGAUGUUCGAGCAAUUACUUACACACUUAUAAAAUACCAGCAGUUCUAAUUUAUCAUAAAUUUAGAUAAAUAAAUCCAGAUCAAUUUUAUUCACAUCAUAGGCGGGUAAGAUUGCACAAUUUUUAGAAUCAGGCGCAUACACUACCAUCGUACCAAAUUCUCGUAUAUUGUCCUGACAAAAAACAGCAAACGACUUACUCUGAAAAUAAAUUUCAUUCGAAAUGUUUUCAUUCACUUCCAACAGUUUGUUAAUGAAAUAUCUGUCCUUUAAAUACAUGUAUUUGGUUUCAACGUUAUGUAUUACUCGUAUUUUUCUCA
Molecule: messenger RNA, 1852 nt
Organism: Pieris rapae (cabbage white)
Lineage: Eukaryota; Metazoa; Arthropoda; Insecta; Lepidoptera; Pieridae
Exons: 7
Coding region: 59-1309 (416 amino acids)
Source: RefSeq, a predicted model, not a curated record